AUGUGCGACUGGGUUACUUGUCAAUAUAACGUGAAAUCGAUACUUCCGGGAGGUCUGGCAGCUGAAGAUGGAGUACUACAACCUGGUGACGUGCUGGUACGAGUGAAUGGCGAGCUACUGCUUGGUGCCUCUCAGUCAGAUGCCUGUCGAAUUUUUGUGAAUAUCCCUGUAGGCGAUCCAGUUGCUAUACAAGUUUGCCGCGGCUAUCCACUACUGUUGGAUCCGUCGAAUCGGAUAAUCACUGAAAACGUUUAUCAAACGGGUGGCAGAAGUCGAGACUUGCACGAAAUCGAAAUUAUCAAAGGAUCGGAAGGAUUCGGGUUUACCAUUGCUGACAGCGCUACGGUACUUCGCUUUUUUACUUUAAUAUCACGAACACCGGCCGCUGAAUUCCGUUACGGCGAACAAGGACGAGCCAAUACACAGCCGACGGUUUCACCACGAUCGAAGACUCCUGCUCCUUUGACCCAUCGACAAGAGUCAGAUCCCAACAUGCCAACGACCCGAGCUCAAACUUUGCAAAGGCAGCCCAAUGUGACCCCAUCCUCGGAUGUUUGGGAUGGCCCAAGUGCGGUUAGUUCACGAAUGCGACCAUCAUCAACAACUCUCGGCUUCGCUACACCCAACUAUAUGCCGAUCAGUGCGUUCCAGUUCAAUAAAUACCGAAAAUUUACUGCCUUCUUAGGAUCGGUCUACUUCAAACUUUCGAAUUUCAGGCCCAGCGAUUUGAUAACAGUUAAUCUGAUUCGGAAACCAAACGGAUUCGGAUUUCGUUUGCUCGGUGGAAGCGAGACAAGCACACAGUUGACGGUUGGUCAAGUGGUGCCAGGAGGAGCGGCUGCCGAUGACGGCCGAAUGCAAGAAGGCGAUGAGAUCAUCGAGAUAGACGGACGUAAUGUUGAAGGUGUCAGUCAUGUGGAAGCUGUGUCACUUUUGGAGCAAGCUGCUCACAGCAGACAUGUGAAGCUCGUCGUAAGGCGGCCACGAAGCGAAGCGUUACGUCGUCAGUCUGUGCACGCCGAACGACCAUUGUCGGGUAUGCCUACGGUGAACUCGGGAGAGUACGAUGUCACUUUGACUCGGAACGAAACCGAUGGUUUUGGUUUCAUCAUAAUUUCGUCUUUGAACAGAAAUGGAUCCACCAUUGGUCAAAUACUUGAAAAUUCACCGGCGGAGAAAUGUGGACGUUUGAAGGUCGGUGACCGAGUGGUAGCAGUAAAUGGUAUCGACAUUCUGAAUCUGACGCACGGAGAGAUCGUUGGUCUCAUAAAGGCGUCUGGGCUUACAGUACGUCUUACCAUCGCUCCACCGAUGCAGGAUGGUGGUCCAUUGGCGUCCAGCACAUUGAAUCGUUCGGUCCUUCCCAAUUCAUACAUCUCGUCACCGCCUGCAACCUUCGUUCCCCCUCCGCCGACGUUCCAAAAUGGUGGUUACUAUGCCACGCUUGGACGGGACAGUCCGAUAAUCUCGGUGGAAUUGGAACGUGGUGCUCGCGGAUUUGGCUUCUCGAUUCGUGGUGGACAGGAAUUUGGUGCCAUGCCGUUGUUUGUACUGCGAAUCGCCGAAGACGGUCCAGCAGCGAUCGAUGGCCGAUUGAAGGUCGGAGAUCAAUUAAUUUCAAUAAACGGUCGUGAUACAAAAGGUCUUACACAUGAGGAAGCCAUACAACUUAUCAAGCAACACCCAAGUGUUCGUCUCACCGUUCGUCGCCAUAAACUUCCCUAA
This is a messenger RNA of Haemonchus placei, 1725 nucleotides long. Lineage: Eukaryota; Metazoa; Nematoda; Chromadorea; Rhabditida; Trichostrongylidae. The record is from the annotation of a GenBank genome assembly.